Molecule: messenger RNA, 6017 nt
Organism: Candoia aspera
Lineage: Eukaryota; Metazoa; Chordata; Lepidosauria; Squamata; Candoiidae
Gene: SFXN1
Product: sideroflexin 1
Exons: 11
Coding region: 1412-2422 (336 amino acids)
Biological process (GO): serine import into mitochondrion; monoatomic ion transport
Cellular component (GO): mitochondrial inner membrane
Molecular function (GO): monoatomic ion transmembrane transporter activity
Source: RefSeq, a predicted model, not a curated record
CACCCCGCCUUCCGUCGCCUCCUUUGCCUUGCCCGCGUUGCCAUUUGCUCGCGAGCAGCUGAAUUUCUUCCGGCGGGCUUCGGCUGGGGUUCGUGUGAUUUGACGGGAGGGCUCGGCGAGGAGUCGACGCUGACGCGCGGGAGUCACCGGCGGAGUGGGGCGCACAGGGGGCGCCAGUGAUCCUGUGUGCUGAUAUGAUUACCCAGGGUAUAAUACAGAAAAUGAAGACAGUUCUCCAAGGGUCAGGAAGUCAGGAACCACUCAUGUGAUCAGUCUUGGAAGCCCUGAUUUGUGUUUCUACUCUCGUUUGGCUUGUUUGCCAUCAACCACAUUAUCAGAUAAGUAUAUCUGAUUAGCUAUGUAGCCCUUGUUCAGCACAUAAUUUUCUGAUUACCUGAUACACUAGGAAAAAGGAUGUUUUUUAAAGUAAGCAGUGGGAAAGUUGGGAAACAGCAUCAAUGAAUGUUACAGUGAAUGAAUCUUUUCAAAAAGUUCUUUGUAUCCCUCUCUUUCAAGAAGGCAUCCUUGGCCUAAAAAUUAAACCAAGCAGAACUUUGGCUUAGUCUCAAAAACUAUGAAUAUAAGUUUGGUUGGACUUCUAUUCAAAGUACUUUGCAUGAAUAUUAGAUUUCAUGCAAUAUCUGAUUAAGUAAUAAGAUUAGUAAAUUGGAUUAAUGUAGAAUUUUAAAUGCUGCUUUGGCAAUGAAAACAAAAGCUAACAUGAAAUGGCUUAAAAACAGAUAACAAAGGAAAAUAUGUAGAUAGUCUUCAUAUCUUGUUUUCAUUGAGGUUGUGGCAAUAUAUCAUAAAGCAAGAAGAGCUUUCGUAAAUGGAGAUGGAAACUUUUAUAUUGAAAAUGUUCUGUUGCUGUAUUUUUCUGCAGAAACCUUUGCAUGGUUUCACAAAAUGAAUUAAUAAUGUAGUAAGUUGAUGUUGUAACAUCAAAUAGACCCAUUUCAAAAUUGUAAUUCAAUCAGUGGGUGGAAGGAGAGUCAAGCUGCCUGCUGGUUUUGCUCCAAAUUCUAUUCAUUGUCUGAUUCUGCUCCACCCCAAACCACAAGCUCCUAAGCAUCAGGUGGGGUUUGGGCAGAUAAUUGUCAGACCAUACCAGAGCCAUGGCCCCACUCCCCUCCCUUACUUGAAUACUUUUGCCCAUAAAUUUCUAUAAAUGCUGCUGUUGUAUUUAUUCCAUGGCAAUUGGUGUCUUGUUGACAGAAAAUUCUACAGAAAUGGAUAAAGAUUGAACCUUGAGGCUAGUUUCAAUAUUGGACACUGAGGAGCACAGAAUUGCUCCACAGAGAUAGAUUUUCUCUGCUUCUGAGUUCUAACAAGACUUCAGAGAUCUGUGAGAGAUUCAUUUUUGUUUAAAGGAUAUAAGAGAAAUAAAAAUGUCAAAAACUCUGAAACUGAAAUGCACUUCUAUCUCUCCUUUAUAUUCAGUGUCCUUGAAAAAAUGUCAGGAGAUAUACCAUUAAACAUCAAUAUUAAAGAGCCUCGCUGGGAUCAAAGUACGUUUGUUGGACGAGCUAGCCACUUCUUCACUGUAACCAAUCCUAGGAAUAUAUUGUUAUCCAAUGAACAAUUAGAAAAAGCAAGAAAAAUUGUGCAUGAUUACAGACGAGGCAUUGUGGCCCCUGGGGUGACAGAAGAUGAACUGUGGAGAGCAAAAUAUGUCUAUGAUUCAGCCUUCCAUCCGGAUACUGGUGAAAAAAUGGUUUUGAUUGGCCGCAUGUCUGCUCAGGUGCCUAUGAACAUGACAAUUACUGGCUGCAUGAUGACUUUUUAUAGAACAACUCCAGCAGUGGUCUUCUGGCAGUGGAUUAAUCAGUCAUUCAAUGCCAUUGUAAAUUAUACCAACAGGAGUGGAGAUGCUCCAAUUACUGUCAGCCAGCUGGGAACAGCCUAUGUUUCUGCUACCACAGGUGCUGUUGCAACUGCUCUGGGACUUAAUGCACUCACAAAGCAUGUUUCACCUCUUAUAGGACGUUUUGUUCCUUUUGCUGCUGUAGCUGCUGCAAACUGUAUCAAUAUUCCAUUAAUGAGGCAAAGGGAACUAAAGUAUGGUAUUCCCAUUACAGACGAAAAUGGGAACAGACUGGGUGAAUCAUCCAAAGCUGCUCAACAGGCCAUCGUGCAGGUUGUGAUUUCAAGGAUCCUGAUGGCUGCUCCAGGAAUGGCCAUUCCCCCGUUCAUAAUGAAUACUUUGGAAAAGAAAGCAUUUUUAAAGAAGUUCCCAUGGAUGAGUGCCCCCAUUCAAGUAGGAUUAGUGGGUUUCUGUUUGGUGUUCGCAACACCUCUGUGCUGUGCAUUAUUUCCACAGAAAAGUUCCAUGUCUGUAACACGUCUGGAGCCAGAAUUACAAGCUAAGAUCAAAGAGAUGAGUCCUGAAUUGGAUCGGGUAUAUUUUAACAAAGGGUUAUGAUUUGUAGAAGACAAAUAUGGUGAUUUGUCCUUCAAUGAUAGUUAGAUGAACUUAUUUUAAUUGCAUCUACUUAGCUGAAACAAUGCAGUCCUGACAUGUUCUUUCAGUUUUGUAUAAUUUUGAACACUGAGAUUAUUUAAGUAUCACAAGGAAAUUUUCAUAAUUAUGGUCUGAAAAUUCUGACAAUUGUCCAAUUCAGCUGCAAAUAUUCAAAAUGGUUUACAUUAAUAACUAUCUACCAGUCAAAAUUUCAGUUCCUUUGGAAAGUGUAACAACUUCAAGGAAAUCAUACAGUGUUAUCUUAAAGUUACUGCCUAUCUUAUUUUUUUUUCCACUACAAGAAUAACAAAUUCAUCUUUGCUAUUACAUUUGUAAAUACAAUUCAAAUGACAAUUAUCAGAUUACUUCCUCAGAGUCCCAAAGAGUGACUUUGUGAUAUCUCUUUGAUAUAUGAAUCUUAGGUUUUCUUAUUUCACUUACCUAAUGUUUGGAUAGGGGAAGUAAUUAUGACGGGUGAGAGUGAGAGGUUUCAGUGCUGUUGAAAUUUGAAGCCAUUUCCCCUGUUUAUUUAUCAUUUGACUGUUGCACUUCUAGCAUAAAAGCUCUCUGAAAUUGGAUAAACUCUGCUUGGAUAAAGUUCUAUUUAGAAUGUCCUAAGUCUGUUAAAAUAAAGUCACUAAGCCAGAGGUUCCCAAACUUUCUCAGUUCAUGGCACCCAUAGUGUCUCAGUAGUUUUUUCUUACUGCCCCUAUCAGUUCCCAAACUGUGCACCAUGGCACCUGGAGUUAGUUAUUAAUUAGUAAAUAAUCCCAUGGUGCUGUUUAUGAAGUAAUAACAUAUCAAUUUAUUUAAGUUCCAUUUAUUUGGUAGUAAAAUACCCCAUGGUGCCCCUGUGAGUUCGCUGCAAUGCCCUGGGAUGCUGUGGCACACAGUUUGGGCACCAUGCCACUAAGCCAUAAAAUAAGCAAUGAGAAUAUCUGCUAUAAGUGAUCUUGUAAAGCAAGUCUUGAAGCCUAUCCAAAUGUUGAGCAAGGCAUAGUCCUGUCAGGACAAUACUACCUCCCCAUGUAUGAUGCGUAUUGAAGAUUGCAUUAUGAGCAUGCCCGGCAUGCAGCAAGCCAAAAAAAUAUGCUAAUUCUCUUAGUGAAAGAAAAUGCUUUCUUGGUCAACAUUUUAAUUAGUUUGACAUCUAGCAGCAAUGAGCAGGAUCUCAUAUGAAUUUUUAACGGCUUUCAGACAUUGUGCACUAAUGCCUAACUGGUGACAUUGGCCAAAUUCUGCAAAACCCCAAGGUGUUGAAUUUAUAUGUUUCAUCAAUACAUUUCUAUGGUCUUACCUAUUAUAUUUUCCCAGAAAUGAUUAGUAUAUAUUAUGAGCUCAUGUUCUCAUGUCUGAUAAUUCUUAAAAUCCUGAAACAGUCUGUUAAAUACAGCUACAUGGAAACACCAGGCUGCUAAAUACUAUUUUCAGAGUGGUUUUUUUUUAUUUUUUUCUCCCCAAAAGAGGUGCUAUACAGUAACUUUUUAAAAACAUUUGCAAAGCAUGUAUUUAUGGCACUUUUAAUCAAUUUCUUACUGGUCUCCUGCUAGUUACUCAGUACGCUUUGCUAUCCAUACACCUAUAAUGCAACGAUCCUGCAAAGUAGGGUGCUAUUGUUUCUCAUUAUAAAGACAUGAGAAAACAGACCACAAAAUAGUGACUUCUUUUUUUGAAAAAAAAAAGUCACCUGGCAAGUCUACUACUAAGUCGAACCAAAGUCCCAAUGCUGUGUCCAUUGAAGCAUGCUAAUUAUUCAUUUGGCACAAAUUCUGAAAAUUAUUUCUAUCCAAGUUUCCACUGGAAUUUCAGCAUGCCUGAACAUACAUUAUUGGUAUUUACUAUUCAAUGUACCUUCUCCCAAGUGUAAUAUCACAGUGGAGACCUUUGUACUGGUAUGAAUAAAUCUAGCUCUGUACUCAGUGAAGUUGCUGUUCAGGAUAAACUUUGCCCUUUGUAUAUAUCCAAAAUAGUUAGUAGACCACUUAUAGCAUAGCUAAUACUCAGGUGUAUUAGACAGAAUAUAGUUUAUUGUGAUUAUAAUACGGUGAAAUGUGCCAUACAGGAAAAGUUUAUUUAGUAGCAGAAGAUUCUCAGCUUGGAAUGGAAAGGAAAAAAAAAAUAAAUGUGUGAGUUGAAUACUUACUUUACGAAGACCCCUAAGCAGCUGGAUUUGCAGCCAGUGGUUCUCAAGCAGCCUGGGAGUUUGGUUGGUAGUUUAUCUUGAAUUCCUCAAGAUAAGGUAAAGAGCAGGUGAGCAUAGCAUCAUCUAAUUUUCCAUGCAAAGCAUAUUCACAGGAGAGUAAGCUAACUGGGUAUAUUGUUCAUGUCAGACAAAGAUGAGACCAUUGUAUGCUUGGCUAAAGUCCAGUAUAAGUAUGUUCUCUAAAUAUUCUCUUCUGCUGGUGGUUCAUCAGUAAGCUAGGAAAGGAUUUCCAGAAUUGAGAGAAACUGACUCCAGGACAAAACUGUUCAUAAGUUUGGUUGCUGUUUUUAAAGGCCUCUAUUUCUCCCAAUAUCGCUAUAUAUUUUGAACUGCCUGUUUAGGCUGCAUCCAGAAAGACUUGCACUUUCUAAUUCAUGCCACACUCUGGUAUGAGUGGCAUACAUGAAAAAUAUGACAGAUAACUUGCCUUUAAACAGGAGUGAUAUGGCAAGUGAUAGGCAGUGUGGGUGUGAUGGUGAAAGGAGGGGAAAUUUUGCAGCCCAAAGGCUGUGCCACCUAGAUGUACUUUGGUCAGACAGAUUUCUGCCAGUGCAGAUAUCAGUUUUACAACCAUCAAAUUAUAUCAUGCCUGCUCACAGUAGGAUCCCAUUUUGUUAAGAAGGGGUUGACUUCUUCAUGAAGAGGCUUAGGUUGCAGUUAUUGACCUUGGUACCUUGGCAAAAUAAUGGCAAUAAUUAUUUUGAAAUGUGAACUUUAGUUAAUUGCAAGUAAUUAUAGUUCACAACUAAAGAGACUACCGAAGGGAAUUAAUAAUGCAGUCACUUGUUUAAGGGCUUGUUUUUUGAAAGAGAUUUCUGCAACUUUCCAGAAGGUGUGUUUUAGUUGAUAUCACUUGAAUAUAUAUCAUGUGACUUCAGUAUGUUUAGAAAAACUGAGUAUUCGCAUGUGGCAUGCUUGAAAUAAUAUAGCCUAGAGCACAAAAAUUUUUACUUGCAUAUUUUUUUCUAGGAUAAGAAAACAUUGUUUUGUUCCUGGAAUACAUGUAUUUAAAACAAAUUAAGUAUCAGAGAGUUUUUGUUCAUUCUUUUUUAACAGGAAAACUGUACAUUUUCUUUGUGGUAUUUAGCAGAACAAAAUAAUACCAGGACCAAGAAAUUUAUACUGAUCUGAUAGAAACAAUGUUUUUUUAAAAUAUUUCCAAUGAAGUGCAAUAAAGAUAAAGAAUUAGUUAAAUCAAGUAACUAUUAAUAUUGUCCAAUUUUAGAAAAAAUCUGGAUUAUACUGUGACUUAUAUACCUUUUCAAUACAAGUAUUAGCACAACAUCUUGCCAGAAUUGAUGGUAUUACUUAAAAUCAGUUGGAUGAGAUAUUAAACUUGGUAACUAAAAUGUA